CUCAAGCCAUAAGAAAUUGAUCAAUCACAGUCAAAUCUGAGGAGAAUAUCAAUGAGGAGAUAAUCAAUUGUUAUUGGUAAUUUUUUUACGGCUUGAGGCUUACUAUACCUAUUGUAGAUUGUAGAUCCGGGUUAACGUGCGUACCUUAUUGUAAUUAGUCAACAAUUAUUACUGUGAAAGCGAACGUUUUUCGGACCCUUUCUUUGGACCAUCUUCAAGAAUACAGUAUUUUUCUCUUCUUUUACCUCUUCCGGAAAAAGGCAUGACAGAUUUCCUAACCUUCACAAGUGGCAUCUUUGUUUAGGAGACGCUAUCAGUGCUAACAGCAUCGCUCUAUCUUUAUUACUUACCGAAAGUUGAACAAGGACAGAACGUAGUGCUAAAAGCAUGCUUCUUGAACCUAGCCUUUAACGCUUAAUAACUCUUUUUACACUAUCAAGCAACAAUUUUUACUUUUCAAAUCUUUGCUUUUAUGCAAAGACAUCGAUUAAAUGCAUUUAUCAAAAUUUAAAUAGAACAGGUGAAACUAAACAUUUACAUCAAAGAUUCUAGUCGCUUAAAAAAUGCCUGUUAUUGUCGAAAAAUCUGCAACUGUGUAUAAUCAAAAGGAUCAUGAAACGUCACAAAGUUCCUUACUUCAGAAUCAUCGAGUACAAAAAGUAGUUGAAUCUCUCAAUCAUGAAGUUUCAGAUAUUAUUCCUACUACAGUCAUAGGAAUUAAAGUAACGAGUAUACAAAAUCCACACAUUAUAAGAGUUUAUGAAAUUAAACAGUAUGCAGACAAACUUGAUAGAAUUCAAAGAAAAUUGUUGAGUUUCAUGAAAACUGAAGAUUUUUUGAAAGAGAAACAUAAUGUAGAAAAUCCUAAAGUUGGUGAUACAGUUCUUAUACAAAGUAGUCAAUGUACGAGUGAGGUGGAGUUACCAUCAUUUGUUUGCCGAGGUUUAAUAACGCACAUUAAAAAAGAAAACGAGAUAUUAUAUUAUAUUCUUUUGGUGGAUCAUGGUACUGGCAUAGAAUUAACUAGGGAUCAAUUUUGUGUGGUGCCAUAUAACUUUAUUCCUGAAGAAUAUUUAACAAAAACUAUCGGUGUGUAUAAUAUUUUGCCAAUUCGCAUGAAAAAGGAUGUUUCAAGUGAUUUCAAUAAUUCAAACUCUGCAGCAAUUGUUGUACCAGAAUGGAGCGAAGAAGCAAUUCAAUAUGCCAAAGAUUUGUUGCAUGGAUCUAAAGUCAUAUACUUUAACCAUUUAAUCACGGAUGAGAAGAAUGGAAGAGAAUAUGGGGAAUUUUAUAUUACCUUUGAUAAUGUUGAUAUCAUACCGUUAAGUGAAGCUUUAACUAUUAAUUAUUAUGCAAUUUACAUGAAAGAAGAUUUAUUACAACUUUUUGAAAACUAUACUCAUUCUAAGGAGAAUAUAAAAGAUCACAUUAUACAUAUAAAGUUUUCACAUAAUAGAAGAAAUAGAAAUAAUGCAAUACAAAUUGUUAAUCAUGCACAAAAAAAUUAUCCCCUUAGAGAAUUAUAUCUAAGUGAGAAAGUUUUGAUACAGAGCACAAUAAACUGUGGGAUUUUAAGUGAUGUUAGAGAUCUUGGAUAUCCUAAAGGAAUACAUGAGGGUUGGAAUGAAUAUAUCAAAUCUUCGAGACCAAGAAAGCUUCAGUCAUAUAUAUGGCCAGCUAUAAAUAAUGGUUUAAAUGUUGUAGCUAUUGGAUCAUCGCAAUGUGGUAAAACUAGUGGAUGUGUAAUGGCUGUUUGUGGUCUAGUAGCUAUGCGUCAAAAUGUAACAAUUUUCUUUAUUUAUAAUAGAGAAUAAUUGAGAAUAUUAGAGUUUAGCAUUCUGAAUUGUCUUAUCAAGUCGCAACAUAAGUGAAAUAUUAAUUUAUAUUAUCAAUAAUAUCCACAUAAUCUUUGAAAUUGAUACAUCACAAUAUUUUAGGAAGUAUCAUAUAGCGCAACUCGUCCACUAGCAUUAAUUCUGUGCUCCUCGUCUCUUGACGUAAUCAGUGUUCACUCAAUGUGCAUGUCAUUCCUGCGUUCUUUUGACAAUAUAAAUGCUGUACCAGCAUUUAAUGGC
Molecule: messenger RNA, 2075 nt
Organism: Formica exsecta
Lineage: Eukaryota; Metazoa; Arthropoda; Insecta; Hymenoptera; Formicidae
Exons: 8
Coding region: 564-1814 (416 amino acids)
Source: RefSeq, a predicted model, not a curated record